Molecule: messenger RNA, 1791 nt
Organism: Balaenoptera musculus (blue whale)
Lineage: Eukaryota; Metazoa; Chordata; Mammalia; Artiodactyla; Balaenopteridae
Gene: NLRP10
Product: NLR family pyrin domain containing 10
Biological process (GO): positive regulation of inflammatory response
Cellular component (GO): cytoplasm
Source: RefSeq, a predicted model, not a curated record
AUGGUGAAGGACGUGGUGGUGACAAAGGCAUUGCUCGGGGUCUUGAGCGACCUUGAGGACAAUAACUUCGAGCUAUUGAAGUUCCACUUACAGGAUGGAAGCCUGCUGGAGGGCCAGGGCCACCUGGCCCGAGGGGAGAUGGAGGGUCUGAGUCGGGUGGAUCUGGCUCCAUGGCUGAUCUAAAUGUGUGGAGCCCAGGAGGCUGUGAAAGUGGUGCUCAAGGUCUUGACAGCCAUGAACCUGUUGGAGCUCGUGGACUAGCUCAGCCACGUCGCAGAUUAUGGAGAAAUGUACCGAGAGCAUGUGCACGGCCUAGAGGAGCGGCAGGAAGGGGGCGAGGGUGGCUACAACCAGCUGCUCCUGGUGGCCACGCGCAGCUCAGGGAGCCCAGUGUCAUCUGCCUGUCUGCCCCCCCACUGUGACUCUGUUACAGUGGAGGCUCUAUUAGAUCCAGGGGGAAAGUCCUCCCAGGUCCCACCCACAGUGGUGCUACAGGGGUCGGCUGGCAUGGGAAAGACAACACUGUCCAGAAUGGUGCUGGACUGGACCACUGGCACCCUGUACCCAGGCCAGCUGGAUGAUGUCUUUUAUGUGAGCUGCAGAGAAGUGGUCCUGCUGCCGGAGGGCAGACUGGACCAGCUCCUCUUCUGGUGUUGUGGGGAAAAUCAAGUGCCCAUCACAGAGAUUCUGAUGCAGCUGGAGUGGCUCCUGUUCACUGAUGACUGCGAUGAGCUGCAGAGGCCCUUUGCAGAGAGGUUGAAGAGGCCGAGGUCCAGUCCCACGGAGGAUGUGCUGCACCUUCUGAUGGGGAGGAAUGCUAAUGCUCCCAGGUCCGCCCUUCUCAUCACCACCUGCGUGCUGGCUUUGUGAAAUUUGGAGUCCUUGCUGAGACAACCACACCAUGUCCACAUCCUAGAGAAGGCUGAGAGGAGGAGGUAUUUCAACUCCUACUUCACAGAUGAGGCGCAAGCCAGAAAUGCCCUUGACAUUGUACAAAGAAAUGAUGUUCUCAACAAAGCAUGUCAGGUUCCAGGCAUUUGCUGUGUGGUCUGCUCCUGGCUGAAGGGGCAGAUAGAGCAAGGCAGAGAGGUCUUGGAGAUGUCCAGUAAUUGCACUGACAUCUUCAUGGCCUACGUCUCCACCUUCCUGCCCCACAGUGCUCCUGGGGUCUGCUCUGAGCUUACCCGGGACAAGGUCCUGAGGCUGUGCCCCUUGGCAGCUGAGGGCAUCGUGUUUGAAGAAGGUGACCUCAGGAAGCACAGUUUAGAUGGGCUCAGCCUUGCUGCUUUUGUGAGCAGCAACAGUUACCAAGAGGGACUUGACAUCCAGAAGUACAGCUUUUACCGCAUUAGCUUAUAGGAAUUUUUUCAUGCCAUGUCCUACCUGGUGGAAGAGGACCGGAGCCAGCUGGCAGGGGGAGAGUGCUGCAGAGAAGUGAAUAAGCUGCUAGAUGAAAAGAAGCAGACAGGGAGUGAGGCGAGGGCCCUCAGUAUGCAGUUUUUAUUGGACAUAUCAAAAAAAGAGGGCUCCUCGAACUGGGAGCUAAAGUUCUGCCUCAAAAUUUCUCCCUCGAUAAAGCAGGAUCUGAAGUGUUUUAAAGAACGAAUGGAUUCUAUAAAGCAUUUCAGGACUUGGGAUUUGGAAUUCUCCCUGUAUGAAUCUAAAGUAAAGGGUUUGAUAAAGGGUGUUCAGAUGAGUUAUGUAUCGUUUAAGAUGGAACAUUUCAGUGAAAAGAAAUUCCAUAGAAGGAACUCAUUUUCUGUCAAAACCAGCUUGAGUAAUGGAGAGUGA